Messenger RNA from Peromyscus californicus insignis, 4555 nucleotides. RefSeq names its product caspase-12-like. The record is from RefSeq and is a predicted model, not a curated record. Gene Ontology annotation, biological process: regulation of apoptotic process; proteolysis. The transcript has 12 exons. NCBI's taxonomy places the organism in Eukaryota, Metazoa, Chordata, Mammalia, Rodentia, Cricetidae. Bases 54 to 1460 code for a protein of 468 amino acids. Gene Ontology annotation, molecular function: cysteine-type endopeptidase activity.
CCCUCCCCACUCCCGCACUGAGACAGCUUCAUCGGUAUGUUUCUGGAAAGGAAAUGCAGACUGUUUCUAAGCUUGCUUUCGAUUUCGUUGCUUUUUACGACCAGGAAGCCUGCACAGCCAUGGCGGGCAAGAGGACACAUGAAAGAGAUCCAAUCUACAAGAUCAAGGGUUUGGCUAAGAAUGUGUUGGAUGGGGUUUUUGAUGACUUGGUGGAGAAGAACGUGUUAAAUGGAGAUGAGUUACUCAGAAUAGGGGAAGGUGCGCGCUUCCUUCUGAACAAUGCUGAGAACCUGGCUGAGAACAUCUUUGAGAAAACAGAAAUGGUAGGCAAAAUAUUUGCAGGCCACAUUGUCAACUCCAGGAAGCAGCUGAGACUAAAAUUUCAUUCUGAUGAUGAGGAUGAUGAAUCUCAGAAAAUACCUACAGCAUCUUCUCCAGCAGACUCUGAAAAUGGAAUUAAAGACAGAAAAGAUGAUAAACAAACUUUAUCAGAGCAGAUAUCCACUUUCUCUCUGACAGAAUUCAGAAAAGAAAAAGAAGAUGAAGAAAUGGAGGACGAUGUUGGAGUGGCCCCUUCAUCACAUCCAAUACUAACAGCUCCUCAGGAAAUCCAGAGCACAGAAGCCCAUGAUACACUGCAACUUUGUCCUCGAGAUCAAUUCUAUAAGAUGAAGACAGAAAGGGCAAAAGAGAUAUAUCCAGUGAUGGAGAAGGAAGGUCGAACACGCUUGGCUCUCAUCAUCUGCAACAAAAAGUUUGACUACCUCUUUGAUCGAGAUGAUGCUGAGGUUGAUAUUUUGAACAUGCAAGAGCUACUUCAAAACCUUGGAUACUCAGUGGUGCUAAAGGAGAACCUUACAGCUCAGGAGAUGGAGACAGAACUACGGCAGUUUGCUGGCCGUCCGGAGCACCAGUCCUCUGACAGCACGUUCCUGGUGUUCAUGUCCCAUGGCAUCCUGGAAGGAAUCUGUGGGGUGAAGCACAGAAACAGAGAACCGGACGUUCUUCAUGAUGACACCAUCUUCACAAUUUUCAACAACUCCAACUGCAGGAGUCUGAGAAACAAACCCAAGAUCCUCAUCAUGCAGGCUUGCAGGGGCAGACAUAAUGGAAUUGUUUGGAUAUCCACAAGGAAAGGGAUAGCCACUGCUGAUACAGAUGAGGAGCGUGUGCUGAGCUGUGAAUGGAAUAGGUGCAUAACAAAGGCCCACGUGGAGAAAGACUUCAUUGCUUUCAAAUCUUCUACCCCACAUAAUAUUUCUUGGAAGGUGGGCAAGAAUGGCUCUCUCUUCAUCUCCAAACUCAUCGACUGCUUCAAGAAGUAUUGUUGGUGUUAUCAUUUGGAGGAAAUUUUUCGAAAAGUUCAACAUUCAUUUGAGGUCCCAGGUGAACUCACCCAGAUGCCCACCAUUGAGAGAGUAUCCAUGACACGGUAUUUCUACCUCUUCCCUGGGAAUUAACACAGGUGACACAUACCAGUUCCCAACCAAGUAUUGCUGUGGGUGAGAAGAAAAGAAAAUACAAAGACUCCUGAAUUUUUAAAUGCAUAAAACCUUUCAAUUAGAUGUUAUAUAGAAUAUCAUAAAUCUAGAUAAUUUUCCCCAGAAUUUUCUUGAGGGGGGACUGAUAUGUAAACUUUUGCAUGAAAACUAUAGAUUAGUUUUUUUCUUUCCAAAUCGUUACAUCUUUCAUUUUAUUUUAUUAAAUUUCAUAUUCACAAUCUCUAUAAAUGAGUGAAAGAGGAACAAAUCAAGAGCACCUGGACAUGACCUUUUGGUAGUGUAGGAACCACUUACACUUAUAAACUAAUAAUUGUAAUUUACUCACAAAGCAGAUCUUAUCUACAACAGAGUUGAGAAACAAAGUGUCUCCUGCACACAGGCAAGUUAAGAGUCAUAGUCCAAUAGGAACAAGAUAAGGGAGAAUGACCUCCACUGCUUACCUCUGUCAUAUAUGGUUUCCAUGUCUAGUGGCUGCCUAGCAUUCCUUAUAAUUGGCUUGUUAGGAUAUACUUUACAAAUUUAAGUUAUUUAUACAUUUGUUGUCUUAAGUAUUUUUGUAAUAAAAAUGUCCUCAGACACAUACAUUUAAAUUUCUGUCUGUUAGUAUUAUUGGGAAAAAUCUUUCAAAACAGAAGUUACAGGAUUAAAAACAUUAAGAGUGUGAUGAUAUUUUAUUUGUGCUGAAAUGUAGUGAUAUUUUGUAUGUUAAUAAGUUUGUCUGGAGAUCAAAGGGAAUAGCAAGCCAUUUUAAGGUAAACACAAAAGUCAGGCAGUGGUAGCAAAUGCCCUUAAUCCGAUCACAGGGCAGGUAGAGUCUCUGUGUGUUCAAGGACACACUAGGGAGCAGCCAAGUGUGGUGACACACAUCUUUAAUCCUAGUACCAACCAUAGAUACGUGGAGGUCUGUACAGACAGGCAGUGACAAGAAAGUGAGGUAGCUGGGCUAAGAGCCAAUGAGAGGGCAGAACAGCAAGGCAAUAAAAGCCUGGGUAGACAGGAAGUAGCUUUCUUGGGAAGCUACGGUGGUGUGGUGAGUUAAGGCUAGCUGGCGGCUCUCAUUAUUUCCCUGAUCUCUAAGACUUUCACCCUUAUAUUUGACUCUGUGUUUCUUAUUUAAUAAGACCAUUUAGAAAUUUGUCUACAUAAGGGUAAUUUUUGAACACAAAAUAUUGUGCAAAACACUGCAAAUUUGUGUUCUUCAGCAGCAGGACGUGACAAAGCCUACCUAUCUCUACUUUGCCCAGUCUUGAGAAGGUUGCAUCAUUAUUUUCAUUUCACUCAGCCAAAAAUAAAAUCAGUGUUUAUUAUUUGCCUUAUAAAAUGUUUAAGCAUCUUUAUGUAUACUCUUCAUUGUCUGUGCAUUAAAUGUUAGCUUGUGCCUCUUGGGGGAUACAAGUCCUACAUAGGCAUGAUUUGAAGUUGUAGGAGUCACCCCUGGUCACCACCGUGCCUUAAACCUUACCAGAGUUGUGGUCUCUCUUCUGACAUGCCCUCUAACAAUUCUAAAUACUAAAUGGUCCUUCUAAAAUUGCAGUCUAUGUUUAACCUGCACCUAUCAAAAGCAUCUCCUGAGCACUGCUGAAUAAGGCUCUGGUGGUCUUUGCAUUCUUACCUCUUUACAUUUGCUUUGCUUGACUUCCUCAGGAUCUCCAACAUAGCUUGUCUUUGCCAUUUAUUUGUCCAUAUCUUCUCACAAGAACAAAUCUCCGUAAGGAAUCUUCCUUUUCUUUUCUUUUCUUUUUCCUGGGGGGGGAGCGGUGUUCGAGACAGGGUUUCUCUGUGUAGCUUUGGCACCUUUCCUGGAACUCACUCUGUAGCCCAGGCUGGCCUCACAGAGAUCUGCCUGCCUCUGUCUCCCUCCUACUGGGAUUAAAGGUUUGGUCACCACGGCCCAGUGGAAUCUUCCUUUUCUUUGUUAUGCUAUUCAAAGUGCUUAACACAGUGCCUGUCAGAGAGGAAACUCUCACUAACUCUUAAUUAGAGAAGGGUAUUAAUGUAGAAAGCGUUAUAUGGUUUAUUACAUAUUGAGAUUUUAGUAGACUUUAUAAGUACUCUUAAAUUACUAAAUUAAGUUACUUUACUUGAGGAUUUUUUGAAAACUAUUUUGUCAAAUAUAUUUAUUUUCCCCUUGAUUUUUCUUGGGAAUUAUUAUGUGUCCAGAAUACAUAAUCUACCCUUUUAUUCAUGGUUCCAAAUCUUCCCUUCAAAAGCAGAGCUUGUAUAUUAGUUAAUGUAAUGGAGGUACAGAAUAAACAAGGCAGGUACAUGUUUGACUUAAACAGAGACGUUCAACAUGAUACCUAAAUGUAUUGAGCUAUAAACUGAGCUGAAGAAUCUUGGUGCAGUGCCAUUCCUUUUUCUAGAUCAACCAUUCUAUCUCCACAUUCACCUUUAUAAGAUAGAUCCCUUAAUUUGUAACUUCAUUCUCUUGCAACCUGUAUGUCAAACUAAUGACCCAAUCUGCCCAUUCUAUUUUUACAUGGCCUCUCUUCCUAUUCCUGCUUACUGCUGAGGUCACAUCUGGUUUAUUUCUCAUAGUCUUACCAUUGCUCAGCCAAGAUCUAGAUUGCUGCUAUUGUUUCUUUGUUUUGUUUUGUUUUUUUGAGACAGGUUCUCACUAUGUAUCCCUGGCUGUCCUGGAACUCACUCUGUAGACCAGACUGGCCUCCAACUCACUGAUAUCUGCUGUGGAAUGUUUGUUUACACUGUACAAUGUGUCUUUGCCAAGGUGUCUUCUGACUGAUUUAAUAAAGAGCUGAAAUGCCAAUAGCUAGGCAGGAAGAGUUUAGGCAGAACUUCUGGGGACAGAGAGGACUCUGGGAAGAAGAAAGUCCAAGAUGUCAGGAGACACAGAGCAAGUAGGAUGUGCAGGAGGAGAGGUAACAGCCACAAGGCAUAUGGAAGAAUGUAGAUUAAUAUAAAUGGGUUAAUUUAAGGUAUAAGAAUUAGUUGAGACAAGCCUAAGUUACAGGCCAAGCUUUCAUAAUUAACAAGAAGUCCCUGGUCAUUAUUUGUGAUCUGGCAGCCCAAAAUAAAAUCUGACUACAGACAUC